UCCAAAAAUUAUGUUGCUGCUGGAGCAAUUUAACCAUUAAAUGACCUAUUUACCUCUCCCACUGAUUCCCAAGUGACCUGCAAAAGGGUAUAUGUUUUUGUCAAAUCCUCUGUUCUGAACUGUUGUUUGUUCCUUUGCUCCAUUUUCAUCAUCACUAGCUCUUCUUCCAAGAAGGUUGUAUACUAUUGCCAUUGAUCUUGGUCUAGAAUAAUCAAAUCGAUCGAUAUUCAACUUUAUUCAUUCACAGUCACGUGCUUCUCGCUCAUACUUCACCUCUAAUUUUUCCACUAUUAUCUACCAUCUCCGGAUCUGGUUGGGUUCGAUUGUAAAUUGAAAAAAGAAGAAAUUGUUAAUAGGGUUUUGAGAGGAGGAUACUUGAGAUAAAAACCCUAAAUUUCUUCAAGUUCCUCGUUUCCUCCGUUGAAAAUGGUUCAACUGUUUUAUUAGCUGACUGAAGCUAGAUGAAGAGGAAGGUUCAUUCACAUAAAUUUCUUCAAAAAUGGACAAAAUUACUCUUUCUAUUGUUACUAUUAGUUCUUUGCUUUGGGAGUGUUGCUUUACUGGAGAAGCAUCUUAGCCAAAUUAAAAAUUUUGCUUCAUUUUCUCCACCGGCUGUUUUAAGGCCUAAACUAGCUUUCCUGUUCAUAGCUCGGAAUCGUCUUCCAUUGGAUAUAGUCUGGGAUGCUUUCUUUCAGGGUGAUGAUAAGAACAGAUUUUCAAUAUUUGUUCACUCGAGGCCCGGGUUUGUGUUCAACAAUUUGACAACAAGAUCUUCAUUUUUCAUAGAUCGCCAAGUUAAUGACAGCAUACAGGUAGACUGGGGUGAAGCAACCAUGAUUCUGGCAGAAAGAAUUUUGCUUAAACAUGCACUAAUGGAUCCGUUUAAUGCUCGAUUUGUAUUUGUUUCAGACAGCUGCAUACCUCUGUACAACUUCACCUACACUUAUGACUAUAUAAUGUCCACGCCAACGAGCUUUGUAGACAGUUUUGCUGAUACAAAAGAGGGUCGUUACAACCCAAAGAUGCAUCCUUUUAUUCCUGUUCAGAAUUGGAGGAAAGGAUCUCAGUGGGUUGUUUUGAACAGAAAGCACGCAGAAACUGUAGUAAAAGAUGAUCUAGUCUUUCCAAUAUUUCAACUUCACUGUAAGAGGAAGUCAUUGCCUGAAUUUUGGCGAGACGUUCCCCUUCCUGCAGAUGGAUCCAAGGAGCAUAACUGUAUACCAGAUGAACAUUAUGUUCAAACAUUGCUUGCUCAAGAAGGUCUGGAGAAUGAAAUAACAAGAAGAAUGGUUACUCAAACAUCAUGGGAUAAUUCAUUUUCCAAAGAAGGUGAAAGGCGAGGAUGGCAUCCUUUGACAUAUAAAUUAACAGAUGCUAACCCCAAUCUUAUCAAGUCUAUAAAGGCUAUAGAUAACAUCUAUUAUCAGACUGAAUAUAGAAGAGAAUGGUGCACUAGCAAGGGCAAGCCCUCUCCUUGCUUUCUUUUUGCGAGAAAAUUCACUAGGCCUGCAGCCAUUCGUCUUCUCAACACGGUAAACACAGAUUAUUUCAACCUUUUAUUUUUGUUAUUUUGUUUUAAUCAAAACAAUUAAUUCUCUUUUGUUCUGUUUCUUCCAAUUUAUCCAGUCUGUGCUGAGGUUUUAACAAAGCCAAACGAUUGAACACAUGCACGCAAUCAAACGAUAGAUGGCUCUUGUCAUCAAGAGGAUUCUAGUUAAGUUUAAAAGACUAGCUUUAUAGAGAAAAUGUGUGUAACUAGUUCCAUCAAAUAAUCAAAAGGAAAUUUGUGUAAC
Molecule: messenger RNA, 1793 nt
Organism: Impatiens glandulifera
Lineage: Eukaryota; Viridiplantae; Streptophyta; Magnoliopsida; Ericales; Balsaminaceae
Product: glycosyltransferase BC10
Exons: 10
Coding region: 462-1592 (376 amino acids)
Cellular component (GO): membrane
Molecular function (GO): glycosyltransferase activity
Source: RefSeq, a predicted model, not a curated record